Messenger RNA from Uloborus diversus, 2080 nucleotides. RefSeq names its product protein artichoke-like. The record is from RefSeq and is a predicted model, not a curated record. NCBI's taxonomy places the organism in Eukaryota, Metazoa, Arthropoda, Arachnida, Araneae, Uloboridae. Gene Ontology annotation, molecular function: protein binding.
AUGGAUACGAAGCAGUACCUGCUGUUCGGCCUUCUCCUGUGGCUCUACUACCCUUUGGCUGAGUCCCGCUGCCCCAAAGCCUGCACCUGCGCCCUGAAGCUCGGCAAGAAGACCGUCCACUGCUCGGGCGGCGCCCUCUCGCUCAUCCCCGUGUCCGAAAUGGACACCAACACCCACGAAUUGGUGGUCACAGCGCCCCCUGGAGGACCCCCCAACAACAUCACCAUCGGCAGGAUCUUCCUCAAGCAGACGAACCUCGAGGUGGUGAGGAUCACGCGUUCCAACGUCCCCGCCAUCGGGGACAGGACGUUCUGGCCCGGCAGGCGGAUGAGGGUGCUGGACCUCAGCCACAACGCCAUCACUUUCUUGAGCGAGUCGGAUUUCGUGGGCCUCAAGAACCUCCAGGAGCUGUACCUGAGCGACAAUUUGAUUUUCGCUUCGCCCUCUGCCCCUUUCCGUCAUCUGAUCAGUCUUCGGAAGUUGUCCUUGGCGAGGAACAAGCUCCAGACAUUGGUUCCCAGGUUAUUUUAUUUGCUGUCACAUCUCGAGGAACUGGAUUUGAGUGGCAAUGCCUUGAGGAACAUUGAGUACGAAAACCUCCAAGACGUGAAAGCACUGAAGGUCUUGAAACUCGCCAACUGUCGCCUUUCACACUUACACCCCAUCAUUUACCAACAGCUGCCUCUGUUGGAAGAACUAGACCUCAAAGACAAUUUGAUCGCGUCUCUAGCACCGGCAGAAUUCCGCCAUUUGUCCAAACUUUCGAUUCUACAUUUGGAUGGGAAUUUACUGAAGAGCAUAACUGAUGGAACAUUCCACGACCACAAGUUAAGCAUUCUUGGACUGUCUAGGAACAUUAUAUCAGUGCUAUCAGACCAUGCUUUCAUUAAUUCAUCAGUGACGUUUCUAGAUUUGUCUCGUAAUAGGUUAGAUUAUGUUCUCAGAGAUACAUUCCAGCCAUUGUCCCACGCGCUUGAAGUCUUGAACAUCAGUUUCAACGAUUUGGGAAAUCAAGCCUUCUCAUCAAUUGUGUCUCCUUUAGAGUCUCUUAAAAUUCUCGAAGCUAGUAACCUGAUGGUGAGUUAUUUAUCUCCAGACACCUUCUCGCACAACUACCAGAUUAAACGCCUCAACUUGUCAGGGAACAGCAUUGUGAGUCCCCACCCUUCUUCACUGUCGCAUUUGGAACAACUUGAAGACCUGGAUUUGAGUUUCAACGCCAUGCCACUGCUGAGCGUGGAAUUUUUGCAAGGGUUGGACAACAUCACGUCGCUGAAGGUGCUCCGCCUUCACGGCAACCCUUUCGAUUGUUCUGAUUGCUUUAUCGAACCGUUCAUCCAAUGGUUGAAUGCUUCUCAAAUAGUUGAACAAAAUUGCUCAACCGACGAGUGUCUGACUUGUCGGUUUCCUCCAGAGAUGAAUGGACACCUCCUCACUAGGGUCUCUCCAGAUGACGUGUGGUGCAGUGGGGGUGUGUAUGAGAGACAAUUUUUGGCCUACACGUCUCAGAUAGGCAUGAUCGUUGCUGUGUCAAUCAUUGUCAUCAUCGUUUGUAUCAUUCUAAUCAUUAUCAUCAUCUACCGCCGCCACAUUGCACAUUACUACACGGGUGAAGAGGAAAGAGGAUGGAAGGGCAUGUACGAAAAUCCAGCCCUAGCGCCAUCUGGUGGGGUCCAUUACCGCGAUGACAAGCCGACGUUUAUUUCGUCUUCAGACAAAGUUGACGAAAACAUUGAAGAAUUCCGCUCGUCGAGCAUUAUGCGCUGAAUGAAAAGAAUGAGCAUGAGUUUACAUGGCAUGAUUGAUAAUCGAUUGUGGAAUGCUCCAACUGAUGGCAUGAAACCACAUCUUUCUUCAAGUCCCUUUGCAAAAGCGGCGAAGAUUCUGGGGAAUGCAAGGAAGGUUAAAAAGUUGGAAGUUCAAAAAUUUUAAACUUUUUCAUGGUUUGGAAGAUAUUCUCACUGCCCUGAUCGCUUUUAGUGUAGUUUCGUUUCUUGCCUUCUCUAUAAAUAUUUUUCAGAGUUUUUAAGUCUAAUUGUUUAGACCUUAAAGUAAAAAUAUUAGAUCAUCAUCUCAUACC